AUGAGUCGCAGCCCAGAAAGGAUGUCUUCUUACCGCCGCCACUUCGAGGCUGCCUUUGCCCCCUCCUCUUGCUACCAGGUACGGGUUUCGAGCCCCUCACCGACCCGCAAGGAUAGCCGUCACCGUUCGGCCAGCUACAGUCGCAGCGGGGGAACGAUGGGGAGGAGGAACCUCUCCAGCGGCCGCAAAUCCCGCAUGACAAGCAGUGUGAGUAUGGGAGCUCUGUGCUUCGGCAUGAACAUGGGGCUGGGGCCCAAACUGGACCUGGAUGCAGCCACCGCUAAGAACCAGGAAUUCAUGAACACCCGUAGCGGCGAGAGGCAGGAGAUGGUGGACCUCAACGACCGCCUUGCCGUUUACAUCGAGAAGGUGCGUACUCUGGAGGGGCAGAACAUGCUGCUGGAGGCUGAGAUAGAUGCCCUGCAGAACCGCUAUGUGAAGCCGUCUGGGCUAAGGCUGCUCUAUGAGGGCCAGCUGAGAGAGCUACAUCGGCUCGCUGAGCAGACCAGAGAGCAGAGGGACCUUUCUGUAGCAGCCAAGGGAGCCAUGGCAGGACAAUUGGAGGUGCUCAAGGUCAAAUAUGAGGAGGCUCUGGAGGCCAGGAAGAAGGCAGAGAUGGAGAUAGAUGCCUUCCGCCCAGAUGUGGAUAAAGCCACCUCUGCCCGUAUCACCCUGGAGAAACAUCUGGAGAACCUGGAGGUAGAGCUGGCCUUCCUGACCAGAGUUCACAAAGAGGAAAUUGAUGAGCUGAUGCAAAAGAUCUAUGUCGCAGUAGCCAAGGUGGACAUGAACUUUGCCCUCCCUGACCUCUCCUCUGCCCUCAAACAAAUCCAGUCUCAGUACGACAGCAUUGCUGCCAGAAACUUACAGGAAAUGGACGCUUGGUACAAGUCAAAGUUCCAAGACCUCAACAACGUGACGUCGAAACAUGUUAAAAGCGUUCGAAGCGUGAGAGAGGAAAUCGCACGUUACAAGAAAGAUCUCUUAAACCUGGAGCGUGAGUUGGAGUCCUUGAAAACAAGGAAUGAAUCACUGGAGAAUCAGAUUCGUGAUGCCGUGGAGAGACAAAAAAAAGAAGAGGAGGCACUAUUGGAGCGUAUUGAGGAGCUGAAGCUGGAACUGAAGAUGAUGAAGGAGAAGAUAGCUUUGCUUCUGAGGGAGUACCAGGAGCUGCUCAACGUAAAGAUGGCCCUGGAGAUGGAGAUCACCACCUACAGGUGACAAACUCCUGUACAGUCUAAACAGGCCUUUUGUAUGACUUAUUUGCUCUUGUUGAAGAAAAAAAA
Molecule: messenger RNA, 1286 nt
Organism: Esox lucius (northern pike)
Lineage: Eukaryota; Metazoa; Chordata; Actinopteri; Esociformes; Esocidae
Gene: ngs
Product: notochord granular surface
Exons: 9
Coding region: 1-1221 (406 amino acids)
Biological process (GO): skeletal muscle organ development
Cellular component (GO): intermediate filament; Z disc; sarcolemma
Source: RefSeq, a predicted model, not a curated record